This is a messenger RNA of Leptopilina boulardi, 1784 nucleotides long. RefSeq names its product synembryn (gene ric8a). Gene Ontology annotation, molecular function: guanyl-nucleotide exchange factor activity; G-protein alpha-subunit binding. Gene Ontology annotation, cellular component: cytoplasm. The record is from RefSeq and is a predicted model, not a curated record. Bases 117 to 1679 code for a protein of 520 amino acids. Gene Ontology annotation, biological process: G protein-coupled receptor signaling pathway. The transcript has 10 exons. Lineage: Eukaryota; Metazoa; Arthropoda; Insecta; Hymenoptera; Figitidae.
CAGUCAACAAUAAGUAAAUUUUAAAUUAUUGUUUAUAAUUGUUGCCUCUCAUCUCGUUUCUAUUAUAUACAAUUAGAAAAACAAUUACAAUAAAAUUGAAUUUUUAUCACAUUUAAAUGGAUAAUAUAUUUAAUAAAAUUAUCGCUGGAACUCCAGAAGAAGUACAACAAAGUUUAGAACAAUUUUAUAUUAAUUAUGGAAAUAAGUCAAAAUUUGAGGAAUUAAAUAAAGAAAAUAUACGCCUGGAUGUUUGGCAAGCAUUAUUUUGUCAUCUUUUAAAUGAUAGUUAUUCAAUAGUUCAUAGUCAAUGUUUAACAACACUUCGUAUACUCAGUCGCGAUAAAACAGACUUGGAUAAUAUUAUUACCAAAGAAAAUCUUAAUACUGUAUUAAAAAAUGCAAGCCUUUUAGAAAUAAAUAAGGAACAACCACCUCAACCAGUUAUUUUCGAGGGACAAAAAUUACUUUGUAAUCUGUUAUUUAACAGUGUAAAGGUACAAAAAAUGAUAGUAAAUACUAGAUAUUUAACAUCACUUAUUGAACGUAUCAAUAAUCCAAUUGAAUGUUUUACACAAGAAAUGCGAUUAUUUGAUGUUCGAAUUUUAUUUUUGGUAACUGCUUUAAAUAUUUCAUCGAGAAGUAUAGUUAAAAAUCAAUUUAAUGGCGAUGAAUGUCUUAUAAAAAUAUUACAAGAAAUAUCAUCUCAUUCAAGUCCAAUAAAGGAAGAUGACAUAAAUUUUGCUUGUGAAAUUUUAAAAACACUUUUUAAUUUAUAUAUUCACGUUGAAGAUCUUAAUGAUGAAAUUAAAAAUAAAUAUAAUAAUUUAGUAUCAAUUUUACGGAAAUUAAUUCUUUGUGAAUGUGAAAUGAAAAGAGAAGAACUAUACAGUAAUAUCAUUAAUUUAUUGACAGAGGUUCCACCAGAAAGUUAUUCAUAUCUCAUGGAAUCAGCAGAAAAAGAUAAUUGUACGAAUGUCUAUGAAAAUAUGGACAUGUCGGUAAUAAAAGUUUUACUCCAACUUUUAGAUAUUAAACUAGAAUAUAAAAUAGAUUUAAUAGAAAAUCUCACGCCAAUUUUGUCCUGUUUAAUCAAAUUAGCAGAAAAAGAAAGAUUAAUAAGGAAAUUUAUGCGUCUAGAGAUUUUACCACCUUUAAAAGAUGUAAUGAAAAGACCCGAGGAAGGUAAUACCAUAAAAGCAAAAUUAUGUCAACUUUUAACAUCACCAAUAACCGAAAUACGAGAUUUAGUUGCAGAAUUUUUAUUUAUCCUUUGCAAAGAAAAUGUUGAUCGAAUGAUAAAGUAUACGGGUUAUGGAAAUGCAGCAGGAAUGUUUGCAAAUAAAGGUUUGCUAGGUAAUCAGCAACCAAAGACUAAUUACUCUUCAGAAUCUGAAGACAGUGAAACUGAAGAGUAUUCAAAGUACAAAGAACAAAUUAAUCCAGUUACGGGAUGUUAUGAAAAACCAAAACCAAAUCCACUUGAAGGAAUGAGCGAAGAGCAAAAAGAAUAUGAAGUUAUGCAAUUAAUAGGACUUGUUGAUAAAUUAACAAGAGAGGGAAUAGUGCAACCUUGUCGAAUUGGUGAAGAUGGAAAACCAGUAGCUAUAGAACAUGUUCUUGAAUUACAAAAUAAUCUUUCUAAACAACAAAUAUCUUCCGAUACAUCAGACUCCGAUUAAUUUUUCAAUUUUUUUCACUUGCAUUUAUUUAUGUAUUUUAUUUACAUAUACUAUUUAUUUUUGUAAAUCCCCAACUUACUGAAAUAUAUGAGAAUUAAAAUUAAA